This is a messenger RNA of Dentiscutata erythropus, 2841 nucleotides long. Lineage: Eukaryota; Fungi; Glomeromycota; Glomeromycetes; Diversisporales; Gigasporaceae. The record is from the annotation of a GenBank genome assembly.
AUGGGCGAUAAACCCUUUGAAAGACCCAGGAGAACUGGUGUUAAUUACACCAGGAUUCUUAAUAUUAAUCCGUUACUAAAUAAAAACAAAUUUAAAUUCAAUCCUAUCAACAAGAAAGAAAAAUUUUUAAAUAAAAAACUCGAUGCAGAAAAUACAGCAGUAAACGUAAAACAAACAGUAGAAACAUUGAAGAGUAAACCAAUCCCUAAAGUUACAAUUUUAUUGAAAGAUGAUAACAAUGAUUCGAACCAAGAUCAAACUACUGAAGAAAUGACAAAAGUGGAAGAAAAUGGAGAAAACGAAGAAUUAAAUGAAAACCAAGAAAACAAUAAUACAACUGGUGCGAAAAAAUACAAACUUUGGAUCAUAGCUGAUAAAAUUUUGGGAAAAAAUCUAAAUGAAAAAUUGGAGAAUGUUAGUUUAACCCUGAAAAAACAGUCUGUAGUAAUCAAAAUACAAACAGAAUCAUUCAACAAUAGGAAAAUGAUUGCAGCGUAUUACGACAAUGAAGAAGAAAUGAAAAAGGGAAAAAUAUGCGAUGUAGGCGAAUAUGCAAAUAAGCCAACUUACAUGCAUAGGGCUGAAAUUUUUAAACGUAAUCCAGACAAAGAAAUGCAACACGGCGUCAAACUGUGGGACGUACCCUUAGGAUUUAGAAAUAAAGAUAUUAAACAAGAACUGGAAUUGAAAUUUGGAGAAAUUACAAGAAUUUCUUUAAGAGUAAAUAACAUGUGGCAAUCAGCUGUUAUUAUUUUUAAAGAAAAAAGUAGUGCACAAAAGCUACUUGCUAAUUGGAGCAUCAUUAUUGGAGAAGAUUCUCUUAGAGUAACACAUUUAGAUCAAACAAUUGAUAAUCUCAAAUCACGUGGUCAAUAUGCAGCAAGGGUAAUCGGUUUGCCCAAUGGUAUUACAGCAAGAGAAUUGUGGCCACACAUCGAAAAAUUGGGAGCAAAAACUUGUUACUUUCCAAGAACACGAAACUACAGGAAGAAAGGCGAAGCUAUUAUCUCCUUUCAAGAGGAAGAAGCUCGUGAGAAUGCUUGUAACGCAGUAUGGGAAGGUGGUGAUCUCAAUAUUAGAAUUGUAAACAUCCAAACAAAAACAUGCCACCGUUGUCAUGAAACGGAUCACUUUGUCGCUAAUUGCCCUCAUAGAAUUCAGGACCACGAAUACAAAAAUAAAGCAGCAGAGAGAAUAGAAAAAUUUGCGAACUUAGAUACUACAAGUGACCAAAGAUUAGAAAGAAUCGAACAAGUAUUGAAUAAACUUUGUGAAUGUUUAGAAAUCCUAGAACACCACGUGAUGAAUACAACAGAAGAACAGAUUCAAGAUUGGACAUCUGAGCAGGAGGAGGAUGAGGAAAUGAUAGAUGAAGAAGUUACAGAAAAUAAUAAUGAUGCUAAUAAUAACGAUAAAUCAAAAUUAAAUAAAAAACAUGAAACAAAUAACAAGUUAGAUAUAAUUAUCCUCACAAUGCAACAAAUGACAAAUAGAAUUGAAACAAUUGAAACGAGAGUAGGAUCGACAUCGACCUUCUCUGGAACAAAAACUUCUGAAAGCAAUAUUGAUUAUAUUAAACGUGAACUUUUAUAUAAUUAUAUUAAAAACAGUAAGAUAGAUAUCAUGGGUAUCGCAGAAACAAAUUGUAAAGAAAAUAAUGAAAAGUGGUUUAUAGAUGAAGGAAAAAAGUAUAGAAUACAUUGGUCUUCUGAUGGUAUAGGGAGAGCAAUAAGAGUGGACAUGGCACUACCAAAAAAAACCACAGUACGGAUAAUACAAAUAUAUUUAUCAAGUAAAAAAUGUGAAAAUAAAGAAGUAAUGGAAAAAAUAAAAAACUGGGUUAUACAAGCACAACAAAAAAACUACAAAUUAAUUGUAAUGGGAGACUUCAACGCAGUCCCCAGAGAACUUAUCGACUGUUACAGAACAAUGCACCCUGAAUCUAGUGGCUUCACAUGGCAAAGAGAUAAUUCAACUGCUGAAAGUCACAUCGAUGCAAUAUGGAUGUCAGAAAAAUGGGGAGGAAAAAUGGAAUCGUGUUAUGUUGAUAAUUUAAAUUUAAUAACAGAAAGCGAUCAUAAGCUGGUAGACCUCAAAAUUAGAAGAAACUGGCAAAUUCGUGAAAGGAAAAAUAAUAUUAUAAAUAAUAGCCCUAGAUAUAAUACUAAAGUAAUGUGCGAAGAAAAAUGGUUAAAAUUUACGAAAUACGUAGAGGAAAAAAUCAAUAACUCAAUAAUAGAAGAAAGGGAAAGGAAAUAUGGGGUGUCAAUAAAUUCCAUGGAGAAAACAUGGAAAACUCUUAAAAACAUUAUGAUCGAGGGAGCUGACCAUGCAAUACCAAAAAAACGGGAAAAAAAGCAUAAUAAAAAAAUAAACAGAAAUGUCGCGGAGAAUAUGAAAAAAGCAAAAAGUCUCAAUAAAAUCUAUCGCUUUGUCAAAAAAGAAAAAGCCAAAUCUCUGUUAUAUAUUAAAAAUCACGUGAUUUUCAAAAGAGAAACACAUAAAUUAUCCAUACUUAAUUUUAAAAUAAAAAAAAUUAUAGAGAAGAACGACACGCGUGAAGACUUAAUCGAAGCUCUCAGAAUUGCAAGUCUUGAUUUUCAAAGUGUUGCAAGGGCAGAAAAAAAGAAAGAAACAUUAAAACAAAUACAAGAAGCAGUCGAACGACGAUGGGAAAAUCUUAAAGAAAAUCCAAAAAGAAUGAUUAAUAGUAUCCUAGAUAGACAACGUAAAUCGAUUAUUAUGGACCGCAUAAUUAACGAAAAUGAGGAGGGAAAUAUCGAAAUUAUAACAGAUAGUAUAGAAAUUAAGGAAGCAGUAAAAAACUACUUCUGUAGUUGA